Prorocentrum cordatum is the source of this 1863-nucleotide messenger RNA. NCBI's taxonomy places the organism in Eukaryota, Dinophyceae, Prorocentrales, Prorocentraceae. The record is from the annotation of a GenBank genome assembly.
AUGCCGCUUCUUGAGCCUGGCGUCUUCAGCCUCCACCUCCUGGUGCCCACGCGGCCCCAUGGUGGUCACACGACAGCCAUGCUCAAGAGCUGCGUGGCCCAUGCUCACCGAAGCGUGCCCAUUGACUUUCUGGUCUCGUGCGCACGUUCUCGCCCGAUGCAGCGAGUUCCGGACCGCGAGCCUGGUCAAGAUACAACGCUCGCGAAGGCCGCCGAGGCGGUUGAUUGGCUCGCGAGUGAGCUCGAGUCCGAGAGGAACGAGACAAAGAGGCGUCACGACGCUUUGGUCGAGGGCCUCGUCGAGGCCCUCGAGCUGGGCACCUGCGCCCCCCGCAUCCAGACGCAGAGGUCUUACGUAUCCACUGCCGUACCAGACGGGUACCCCUCGCAACGUGAGACCGUGUUCGGAGGGCUGCCAAGGACUUCCAAAGGUGUUGUCUCUGGCUGGCGCCAGCCAGAGGAAUCUACAAGGGGUGAGCGGAAGAAGCGUAUGUUCGCCAACAGGAUGAUCCAUCAUAAUAGCACGCAAUCGCGCAGCCAAGCACUGUCGGAGGGCACCGACACGCCAAUCAAGAAGGAGGUGAGGACCACUGCCGAGCUUACCGACCUCGCCGUGCAGGAUCGAGGCCUGAACCAGACAGGCCCCACGUUGUCGUUGAAAGACGUGGCACAAGCCAUUCGGUUUCGGCAUCCUCCGCUCUUGCAGCGCAUUUGCCUCCGUGUCGCCCAGAACCCGUGGUUCGAUUACCUGAUGUCUGCCAUCAUUUUCACAAACUGCGUGGUGAUUGGGCUGGAGAUCCAGGAGAGCGUCGACAAAACGAUUCCUACCUCUCUGGCGUACCAAGUAAUGGAGACUUGUUUUCUGGUUGCUUAUAUCUUAGAGCUUUCGAUUCGCUUGCUGGCUGACUGGCAGGAGUGCCUCCAGAACUCGUGGUUCCAGAUGGACAUCGUCCUCGUCAUGGUUGGCGUGGUGACGGUAUGGGUGUUGGAGCCGUUGCUGCUAACGAGGGGAGCCAUCGGCAUGCUGGACAAAGUGUUGGUUGUCAGAGUUCUGCGCCUGCUUCGCCUGGUGCGGACCCUCCGCUUCCUGAAGUUCAUGCAGCCACUCUGGAAGCUGGUGCAAAGCCUGGUGCGGGCACACGGAUCCGUGACGGCGGCUGGGAUGUUGCUUUUCGGAGCCAUCUACGUGUUCGCGUGCGCUGGGGUGGCGGUCAUCGGCGUGGACGAGGAGCUGCUCGCCGACCCCGUUGUUGGGCACAUCGUGGAGGAUCGCUUCAGGUCGAUCCCGGUGCUGAUGCUCACGCUUCUGGAGUUCGUACACAGCGACGGGGCCGCUCAGAUCUACCAUCCUCUGCUUCGCACGAAGCCAUGGCUGCUCUUCUACUUCCUGCCGAUCCUGCUCGUGGUGCCGAUCGCCCUCAUGAACUUGAUCACGGCCGUGAUUGUGAACCACGUCAUCAAGGUCUCCAGCCGCGACACGGAGCUGGAGCGCGUGCAACUCCGGGGAAGGCUGGAGGCGCUGAUACCGAUCCUGAACAGCCUCUUCAGGCAGUUCGACUCGGAAGGCCAAGGGUACAUUCGCUGGGCAGACCUGGACUCGGCGAGGAUGGGCGCGCCGCAGACGCCCCUGCCCGCCGAGGUGCUGCACGCGCUGAAGUCCUACAAGCUCGAAGACUUCUUCAAGCUCCUCGAUGCCGACGGGUCUGGAAUGAUAACUCAGGCUGAGUGGGUCGACGGCAUGUGCUGUCUGGUCCUGGAAGAGGUGCCAAUCGAGAACUUGCAGAUGCUCCACAUGCUCUACCGGCAGGCCAACGAUCUCAAGGAACUGAAGCUCGCCAUGUUGCCGCAGCUUUUCUCGGACUGA